CUGUAAAAUAUACUAGUCACGAGGACCAUAACCAUGCAAUACCGUGUGCUACUUCUCCUCAGUGUAUGGCUUUUAGGCCAUCAUUGUAUCCUAACAAGCGGCUGCUUCGAGAUCGAAAGGGAGGCACUCCUUACCUUCAAAGCUGCUAUUAUUGAUACCCGCGGUCGAUUGUCUUCAUGGGCCGGUCGGGAUUGUUGUAGCACUUGGAAGGGAGUGGUCUGCGACAACAACACCGGCCACGUUGUGAAGCUCAACCUUCGAAACAAUAUGUACGCCAAUUGGUCGGAUUAUUCCCUGCGCGGUGAGAUCAAUCCAUCUUUACUUGUUUUAAGUCAUUUAAGUCGCCUCGAUCUUAGUUGGAAUGAUUUUGGUGGAAUCUCUGUUCCGAAAUUUAUCGGUUCAUUGAAAAGCUUGAUGCAUCUUGAUCUCUCUGGUUCUAAUUUCAGUGGUAAAAUACCUGAGCAACUUGGCAACCUAUCUAAUCUUCGCUAUCUUGAUCUUUCUGAUUCAAGCUUUAUAUGUAUAAUACCUCCCCAGUUCAGUAAUCUGUCUCGCCUGCAUACUCUGCUUUUGGGUGGUGCUUUUGCUUUCAACGAACCUUGUGUUGGUGACCUUUCAUGGCUCUCUCAGUUGUCUUCUAUUAGGGUUCUUGAUUUAAGCAUGCUAAACCUAUCCAAUGCUACAGAUUGGUUGGAAGUAGUAAACAUGUUGCAUUCUGUAACAGAAUUGUCUUUAUCGGAAUGUCGUCUUACUAAAAUUCCCACAUCUCUUUCUUAUGUCAACUUUACAUCCCUGAAAUUUCUUGAUAUUAGCUUUAAUGGUCCCUUUAAUACCACCCUACCAACUUGGCUGUGGAAUCUUACCAAGCUUUCCUAUCUUUAUCUCGGAAAUUCUGGAUUUCAUGGGAAGAUCCCGGACUCACUUGGAAACUUAACUUCUUUGAACACCCUAUGGUUAGACUCUAAUAAUUUUGAAGGUAGUAUACCUACAUCAAUUCAAAAUAUGUGCAAUUUAGUGAGAAUAGACUUGAGUUCUGCUGGCAUUGACGGAGACAUCGCAGAGUUAGGGCCGUUGCAUUGCCCAUGGAAGAAUAUGGAGACACUAAUAUUAGGAAAUAACAAGCUUCAUGGGAGUUUAUUUGGAUGGCUAGAGGAGAUGAAGAAUCUAAGUUAUCUUGAUCUCAGCAAUAAUUCACUAGCAGGGCCUGUUCCUACUGGAAUUGGCAGACUCUCAAAUUUGCAAAUUUUGGAACUCUCUUAUAAUUCCUUGCAAGGUGUCAUAUCUGAAGCUCAUUUUGCCAACCUAUCAAACUUGAAUUACUUGAGCCUAGGCUCAAAUUCUUUGAUCAUUGACGUGGAUAACAAGUGGAUUCCUCCGUUUCAACUUGAGGGAAUUAUGUUAGGUUCUUGUCAAUUUUCGCAUCAUCAAUUUCCAGCGUGGCUUCGAUGGCAAAUGCAAAUUUACAAUCUAAAUCUGUCCAACACAGGGAUCAGAGACACUGUGCCCGAAUGGUUUUGGAAUUUACCAUAUCAAUACUUAGAUCUCUCUCAUAAUCAGAUUAGAGGCAAGUUGCCCAUGUCCUUGCAAUUUACAAGCCUAGACACUCUUAUUUUGAGGUCUAACAAACUUGAAGGUCCAAUUCCGUCUUUGCCAACCAUGCUUGCAACAUUAGAUCUCUCAGAAAAUUCUAUAUCAGGACCCUUCCUCUCACCAAUCUCGAAUAUGUCACAGUUAUAUUAUCUGUUACUAUCAAGCAAUCAGAUCAACGGUAGUAUCCCAUCUAAUAUAUGUAAACUAAAAUAUCUAGUAGUGCUGGACCUAUCAAACAACUCUUUAUCAGGAGAACUCCCUCAAUGCUGGAACAAUUCAUCCCUUUUAGUUUUGGAUUUGUCGAACAACAAUCUUGCCGGCGAAAUUCCUCCUUCAAUUGGUUCGCUGAGCUCGCUCACAUUAUUGCACCUCAACAAUAACACUUUUUAUGGAGAACUUCCUUUGGAACUGCAGCAUUGCAAUAAUUUAUUGUUCCUUGACCUUAGCAACAACAAACUCACAGGGAAAAUCCCAAGAUGGAUAGGUGAAAACCUGCAGGAUCUAGUAAUAUUGCAAUUGAGGUCAAAUAUGUUUGUGGGUGAAAUUCCUUCAGAACUUGGACGACUCGCUUACCUCCAAUUCUUGGAUCUUGCGCAUAACAAUUUGACAGGAUCAAUACCACGCUCUUUUGGUAAUUUCAGCGCGAUGAUCUAUCAUACAAUUCACAGUUAUGAUGGAAAAGGAUUUUCUGUUGACGAGUGGACCUUUACAUAUUUUGACUACAGUAAUAACUUGCUUGUGGUAAUACAUGGAGAAGAGUAUCAAUAUUCUACCACCAUUUAUCUUCUCAAGAUUAUGGACCUCUCGGAAAAUAAUUUAAGCGGUCAAAUCCCAGAAGAGAUAGUUGCACUUGCGAUAUUGCGUAGUUUGAAUUUAUCGGGAAAUCAUCUAACUGGAAUGAUUCCGGAAAGGUUAGGUGACAUGCGCUCUCUAGAAUCACUGGACCUCUCACUAAAUGAGCUUCAAGGUGCCAUUCCACAAAGCUUGUCAGCUUUGACAUUUUUGAACUACCUGAAUUUAUCUUAUAAUAAUUUAUCUGGAAGAAUUCCAACAGGAAAUCAAUUGAGCACACUCGAUAACCCUUCAAUUUAUAUUGGCAACACUUAUCUUUGUGGACCUCCCACGGGGAAGAAUUGUACUGAAAAUGAAACAAUGCCUAAUGAUGUUGGGAACGACUACCCUGAUGGAUCUAAGUCAACAUGGCCAUACCUCAGCAUUGGCUUAGGGUUCGUGGCUGGAUUCUGGAGUGUGUGCGGUAUCUUAAUAUUCAAGGAGUCUUGGAGUAGCAUCUAUUUUCAAAUGAUUGAUAGGCUUUACGACAAAUUAUAUGUGAUGAUAGUAAUAAGUUUGAGAAGGUUGAAUAGAAAAAUGCACGGAUGAAGUCUGAUUUCUAUAAUUUAUCUUUAUGUAUGGUGUGUUUCUUGUUUUUCUUAUAAUUUCACAAGAUUCUCCUGUAUAUAGGGUUUGCUUAAUAAUAAUUUCUACUUCAUGGGAGAUUUUUUUUU
This is a messenger RNA of Ananas comosus (pineapple), 3095 nucleotides long. Its product is annotated as LRR receptor-like serine/threonine-protein kinase GSO1. Gene Ontology annotation, molecular function: protein binding. The record is from RefSeq and is a predicted model, not a curated record. The transcript has 2 exons. Lineage: Eukaryota; Viridiplantae; Streptophyta; Magnoliopsida; Poales; Bromeliaceae. The coding region runs from base 34 to 2970 and encodes 978 amino acids.